Messenger RNA from Effrenium voratum, 573 nucleotides. Lineage: Eukaryota; Dinophyceae; Suessiales; Symbiodiniaceae. The record is from the annotation of a GenBank genome assembly.
AUGGCCGGUCCGCAAAUACAGGAUUCAGCUUUGGAAAGCCGUGCCAGGGUGGCCUCGCCCUUUCGGGGGGUGGAUCUGGAUGGCGAUAAGCUGGACAACCUGGACGAGUGGUACGCGGACACCAUCAGCGGAAAAGGCGGGCCACCCACCGGGUUCAUGAAGGACCUCUUUCUGAGGAGCUUCUUCGGAAAGUACCGCCAGAGCGGGUGGUUCAAGAUGUCCCGGAAGUACACCGGCCACAACCGUCAGCCCUGCGAGAACGACUACCAGGCUGCCUAUGAGCUCUUCAAGAGCAGCAUCAAGAACAACAAGCACUUCUAUGGCCAGGACGAUGGGAAAGGUUGGUUUUGGCUGGUGGCUGGGCAGAAUCCGGGAGGUCUUUAUCUCUACGUCACGAAGGCGCCCCCGUAUGGGGAGCGACCCUUGGCGCUCAUCAAAGAGAGCAAUCCCGAGGAGUUCUUCGAGAAGGUGAAUUGGCACAUGUGCUUCGUCCGUUUGCACAAGUGGAACCUCUGGGGUGGCAAGGCGACAGAGUUCCCAUACCCCAUGAUGUGGAGACUGCGGAAUCAGUGA